UCUCCUGGUGUAGGUCGAUGUGCACCAGCAUUGCCAGUUGGCAGCUCCUAUUUAAAAUUUUCUUUCCUAAAAUUUUCUCAAAAAAUUUCCAUUUUUACAUCACAAAAACUUAAAGAAGCAAUUUUUUUCUUAUAAAAGUUUCUCAUUUCCACUUUGGGUUUUUCAAGCUCAUUGAAAAUUUGCUAUUUUUUUUGCUGGAAAAAGAGAUCUGAUAUAAAUAUGAAUGUGGGUUCUUCAAGAUUCUGUUCCUCUGGCUUCUUCAUCCAUUAUUGAUCUUUUUUUUUCUUUCUUUUUUGUUUUUGUUUUAAAAAGUGCAAAAGUUAAACAUUUAUCAGAGACAGAGGGUUCAGACUUAAACAAAAAAAAAAAAAAGCUUUGAAUAUUUGACAGGCAAAAAAGCUGUUGAAAAUAUUAACUCUGUCUUUAAAAUUUUGGUUUUCUUGGCCUAUAAGGGUAGUUUUAAUUCUUCAUCACCAACGCCACCCACCCAAUACCGCGUUUUUGGUGUUUUCUCAGACUCAAAACUCAAAACAAGCUUCUACAUUGAUUUAUGCUAAAACUUGGUUUUUGUCUAAAAAGCUUGAAAAAAGGAAAAUAAAAACUUUUCUUUAGUGUAUUUUUGUUGUUUUAAGUUGAAAUGAGAAGUACCCUUUUUUUUAUCCUUGCUGUAGUUUAAGAGAGUGUUGAAAGUGUUGAAGAUUUGGUGGGAUAGGUUUGAAGACUUGGAAAAUUCUGUCUUGUUCUUGAAGUUGAAGAUCAUAGUUUGUUGGUUUUAGUGUUAAUGUAUGUAAAAUAAGUUAGUCUAAGAUGAGCGUUACAGUUGUUGUUUUUGAGAUUUGGUGAGACAAAUUUCUAAGACAGGAAAACAUUUUUGUGUCUUGUUCUCGAUGUCGGAGAUCACAGAUUGUUGGUUUUCUGUGUUUGCUUUAAUGUGGGAUUAGCGUAAUUUAAGACACAGUUGCAGUACUUGUGUUUGAAAGUUUUUGGUGGGGGGAAUAAGUUUGAAAGAAAGGUUUUAAAGGGUUGUGAAAAGAGUUGUUUAAAAAUGGUGGAAAGUGUGGAGAAUGAUAAAGAAAUGAGAUCACUGGCAUUAACGCCAACAUGGUCUGUUGCUACUGUUUUGACAAUCUUUGUUGCAGUUUCUUUGAUUGUGGAGCGCUCCAUUCAUCGCCUAAGCAACUGGUUAAGGAAAACAAAUAGAAAACCUCUACUUGCGGCUGUUGAGAAGAUGAAAGAAGAGUUAAUGCUACUUGGAUUCAUAUCGCUCCUUCUAACAGCAACCUCAAGCACAAUAGCUAAUAUUUGCAUUGAAUCAAAGUUCUAUGAUAGUACCUUUGCACCAUGCACCAGGUCUGAGAUUGAUGAAGACCUUGAAGAUAAUUCUUCUAAGGAGCGUAAGCUUUUGACGGUUUCCAGUUUUCACUUAUUUAGGAGAAUGUUGAAUGGCGUGAACCGGAAUACCUGCAAAGAGGGUCAUGAGCCAUUUGUUUCAUAUGAAGGUCUUGAGCAGUUGCAUCGUUUUAUCUUUGUCAUGGCAAUCACACAUGUAUCUUACAGUUGCUUAACAAUGUUACUAGCAAUUGUGAAGAUUCAUAGUUGGAGAGCGUGGGAGGAUGAAGCUCAUAAGGACCAAGAUGACUUAUUAAAUGAAAAAGCAAGAGUCUCGAUAAUGCGAAGACAAGCAACUUUUGUCAUAAUGCACACGUCGAACCCCUUGACCAAAAAUAGUCUUCUUAUCUGGGUGCAGAGAUGUUUCUUCCAACAAUUUGUGCGUUCGGUCGAUCGUGCAAACUAUCUGACUCUCCGCAAUGGCUUCAUCAUGAAUCACAACCUGACGUCAAAGUACGAUUUUCACAGCUAUAUGAUUCGUUCUAUGGAGGAAGAAUUUCAAAGGAUAGUUGGUGUUAGUGGUCCACUUUGGGGAUUUGUUGUUGCCUUUAUGCUGUUCAAUGUGAAAGGGUCUAAUCUGUAUUUCUGGAUAGCAAUCAUUCCCAUUACUCUUGUUCUUCUUGUGGGUGCAAAGCUACAGCAUGUCAUUGCAACCUUGGCGCUAGAGAAUGCUGGCAUAACUGGCUAUUUUACUGGAGCAAAGCUGAGGCCUCGAGAUGAACUUUUCUGGUUUAAAAAGCCGGAAUGGUUGUUGUCCCUUAUCCAUUUCAUUCUUUUCCAGAAUGCAUUUGAACUGGCUUCAUUUUUUUGGUUCUGGUGGCAGUUUGGCUAUAAUUCAUGCUUCAUCAGAAACCAUACGCUUGUUUACAUACGACUUAUUUUGGGGUUUGCUGGGCAAUUUAUCUGUAGCUACAUCACUCUGCCACUCUAUGCUUUGGUCACUCAGAUGGGAACAAACUAUAAGGCAGCACUAAUUCCGCAACAGAUAAGGGAGACAAUCCACGGAUGGGGUAAGGCGGCAAGGAGAAAGAGGAGGCAUGGACGUUUCACUGAUGAUUCAACAAUACAUACAGAGACAAGCACAGUAAUGUCACUUGAGGAAGAUGAUCACCAGUUGAUUGAUGUUCAUGAAGAUGGCAAUGGUACAUACACUGAGAUAGAGUUGCAACCGCCACCUAAUGUUACAUCCAGUCCUUCCCCAGUUGCUAAUGAAACUUCGAGCAGGGUUGGUACACCUCUUCUUCGACCAUCUGCUUCUAUUUCUGCAUCAACCAUCUAUAGUUUUGAGAAGGAUGAUCUCCAAAGAUCAUCUUCUAUGCCUGCUAGAAGAGAAAGACACAAAAGUACAGCAGUUGUGUAGUAAUAGUUUUAGGUACAGGAAAAAGAGAAUAACAAAGUGAAUAUUAUUACUGUUUAGGCUUUGGUAUGGUUCUUGAAAAGUAGGAGGAAAUCAUAUGGAAAAGUGCUUGAAUUUCAUUCCCCUGUCCAAGAUUCAUGGGUUCACAGAUUGUAGCAUGUUGUUAAGUUGUAGCACGAAUUUAUAAAACAAAGAAAUCUACACAAGGGCCAGUUACACACCGGCACUCUUUGGAUUGCUGGGAUUUCUGGAACUUGCCUGAGGAAAUACUGUUCUUCAAGAGUUUCCCACAGUUCUACGCAAUACCAAGACAAUUAAUGGCACAACCAUUGAAACUCAACAACAAACAAGUUAUUGCUACAGGGCUGGAGACACAAUUCCUCCAACCCAACAUCACAACUCUUCUACAUUUAAGGGAGGACCCCAUCAAAAAUGUUGGGGAAGCUCUUAAACAAGCUGUUACUGGUAAAUUUAUGAACAUUUAAGCAGGUCAACAUUCAAGCUUGUUCGCCUCUACCUUCUGAUUCCAUGGCCUUUAUACUUUCAGCCAU
Durio zibethinus is the source of this 3297-nucleotide messenger RNA. The record is from RefSeq and is a predicted model, not a curated record. NCBI's taxonomy places the organism in Eukaryota, Viridiplantae, Streptophyta, Magnoliopsida, Malvales, Malvaceae.